CCCCCCCAAAAAAAAAAAAAAAAAACCCAGAGAGAGAGAUCAUAGAUUAAUAUAGGAGAAGAAUGUAGGUCAAAUUACUGUGUGCAUCUUGACUCAGUAAUGUGAAUGCGCUCUCUCUAUUUUUCCCUUCAUAAAUGUAGUAUUAGUUAUUUCACUUUACAAACGGGGAAAUUAAACAAAGUGUUUAUUCCCCUGUGUGUUUGUGUAUGUUUUGUGGCAUGGGGAGUUCCCACCAACUGGAGGCUGGGUCUCCACUGUACUCAAUCUCUGGUGUCACUUUACAGUUGUCUAAAAGGGAAGUUAGAGGGGGGGGGUGUGUGGGAUGUAUAUUCUUUGUUUCACUCUCAGCCUCUUCGGCAUUUAGUUUUGAGCUUCAACGAGGGUGACAUCUCUCUCUUUUUCUCUCUCUUACUUGCUCUCUAAUUUCACCACAAUUCUUUUCAGCUAAAGAAUGAAAGGACCGGAGCUUGUAGAUUUGACGAGUCGUUUUCGAUUCGCUGAAUCGUGUUUGGGUUUAGUGGGCUGCAUAUGCAUCAGUUAUGCUGUUUGGACCCCUGACUGGUUGGAUGAAAAGGGACUGUGGUCCAGGGGAAACGAGUCCAAUCCAGCUGUCAGCUGGACACAAGGGCAUGCAAUCCAAGGUCUAGGGCCUCAAAACGUGUUUGCUGCCCUUUCUUUCCUCAUGGCUGUAAGCUCUGGAAUUCUGUGUCUCCUGUUUGCAUUCUGCUGGACGUCAAAGACCGUGCUCUCUUACUCCAACACACGCUCGCUGCUGAUGGCAGGCCAGGCACUUUACCCCACCACCCUUCUGCUCAUCACACUGCUACCGACAGGGUUUUUCUUUCUCCUAAGUUGGGCGCUCUUCACCAGUCAACAUAUUGCUUAUAUCCGAGAUGACCUGACACGCCUGGGCUCUUCCUAUUGGCUGGGUGCUGUGGGCUGGGCUCUGCUGUUGGCUGUUUUGCCAGUAGUGUUCCUGGUGGAGCAGUGUGUUGUACCUGACAUACUGCCCGAGCUGAAGAAGAAGACUGAGUUGUGGUGGAAGGGAUUCGAGGUGGCACACACACGCUCGUUCAGUGACAGCUACCAGCACAGCGCUGAACACUUUAACCAUGAGUUCAAGAGAUACACGUCCAUGCCAUAAGGGAGACAGCAGCAUCAAAUAUCAGUGCUGUUUAAAUAUCUUCACUGUUCAGCCACUGAAAGGCUGAGUGUGGGUCCAUAGCCAGGUGACCAAGAAUCUUGUGUCCUUUGCACACAGGAAGCUGCCUAAGGGUUCACUCAGCUUGAAGAUACAUGGAUUUUUCCAUUACAGAGGCUCAGAAGGCUAUGGCUAAAUUAUUGCACUUUACAGAGGAACUGUCAGAAGUAAUAGCCUGAAGAAAAAAAAAUGAAUCAUAUUCAUUUGCAAGCAGACAUUACAAGACUCUGUUGCUUUCAAUUUCUCUAUCAAACUUUUAUUAUGCACAUUCAGUUUCACAGAUUACUGAAUUAAGUACACAUUACUAUAACUUAGUGUAAACUUGUUUUAAAGGAGAAACCCACCUGAAAUACAUAUAUGUUUAUAAAAUAUGUUUAUAUUGAAAUGUGUGAUGUGCUUAGUGAUUGAGGUGUUAAUUUAUUAAUUUAUUGGUUGGUGCUAUAUUUUCAUUGUUCCUGUGAGAAGUUAGCAUUGUGUGCAGUAAUGACAUCACAGGGGGACAUUGCUAACAAAGUUACAAUGACGUUUAAUAGGGGAAAAAUUCCAGUUACAGUAGAGACUUGUCACACAUUGAUUAUAUGUACUAUAUUAUGAAAGUCAUUAUGCAAGUCAUUCAGAGUGGAUUUUGCCUUUAAGUGAAUGACUUUCAAACUACAUUUAUACAAUUCAUUCUGAACUCUAAAGGACACCUCAACCAGUCCAAACUUUACUCUUGUAUCUAUGCACCCUUCACUGUACAGUUGUUAUUGAAUAAUUUCCCUUAGGGUACAUAAGUGACUAGUAAGCAGGGAACAUUUAGUACAUUUUGUAAUUUGGUGCAUAUAUUAAUAAUAAUAAUUAUUAUUAAAUGAAUAAUACAGAGAGAAAGUUUGUAGUUUUAACCUUUGGCCAAAUCUUAGUAGCUUGAUUGUCAUGAAUGUUUUCAUAUGAUAUCAUGGUUAGGAAUUGCCAUACCAGGGCUAAAUGAUUGGUGGCACUAGCACCCUCAUAUGGUUUGUCUGUGUUACAACAUGCCCCAAAGUAAGUUUCUGACUAUUGUAACAUGCAAUAAUCAAAUGUCUUAAAUCAAUUCAUUAUUCACUUUUGGAAUUUAGUCAUUUGCAAUGAUAAUACAGUUUAUAGUAAUUAUAUGUAAACACAGUAAAUAAUAAAAUAAAUAUACCCAAUAUACUGUACUCAUGCUUUUAUUAAGUGUGAUAAUAAAAAGUGUUGAGCGUUACAAAACGGGACAGGAGCAGAAGCAGGUGCAUUUAAGCAUCUUUAUUUUGAAACUUUAAUCAAUAAACAGGAAACACGGUCUCUACUGGACAAGAUUAGCGGGUUAUACAUAAAACAGAAGUCAAGGCAUUGAACGAGAACAGGACACGGAACUAAGACCGCUUGGCAUGCGUAACGUCUUCACCAUUACACUCAAAGGUUCAAAUAAUACUGCGUUCAAAGUACAACGUAACACGAUGGGUUUAAAUAGCAAACACAAUCAAACUAAAACAUAGACACCUGGGGCAAAUAUAGACACACCCUCGAACAUAAACCAAUACCUGAACAGGAAGAGAACAAAACCAAAACAAAGGCACGUGUCCAUAUUAAACAGUCUUCUCUACGUAAUCUCGUGCACACGCGUGCUCUGCAGCAGUCUGUGCACUUCGACGCCGUAGCGCCAUCUGCCGGUGGGAGCGUAACAUUGUGUCUGAUUAUUUUUGCUAGUUUUCUGCUUAUUACUUUCAGUCUUAUUUAAUGUGAGUACUAUAUUUUUGGCCUGUUUGAUCUUUUUCAAAUUUAUAUGAAUUUCUCAAUAUAUCUGGUCCAAGUCAACUCAAGUCAUCAACUAAUGUCACUUAUAUUUACUCUUAUUGGGCUUAUUAAAACUCUAUGUAACAUGGACAGGUAUUAAAGGAACCUAAUCUAUUUUUGUGAACACCACUCACAUUUCUCUAUACUGAGAAGAGUAAGAGGGGAAGUUGCUGAUGAGCCCAACACUUCCCUUUAGACUUCCACUAUAAGAAAGAUUUGAAUAAACAGGUUUUCUGCCUUUAUCUCAGUACAACCAUGUUCAUGGGAUUUGCCCACACACUUCAGGAGUAGUAGAUAAUUAUUAUAAAUGCUAGGACGCUAGCCAGCUAGCCAGGCUGUACACAUGCAUACUGAAACAUACUCUGACUUUUAUUUUUACAUUAUAUUUUCUUAAUUAGUAUUUACUGGGUAUGAAGAAUGUGAGGAAUGCUGUGCUGUGGAUAUUUUGCCCAAGACUACCGCCAGAUGGAUGGAGCAUGAGUGAUGCUGUGAGAGAUGGAGACAAGAGAGAGGAUGUUGCUGAGCUCGUGUACUUUCUGAUCCCACUAAAGUGGAGAAGAAUAAACAGGGUCUGGCUCUGUGAAGUGUGCAUUAGGUGCAGCACUAAUUAAAAGACAGUUCCACUUGUUAACAAUGGCUAAUGAGUUUGUAUUCGAUUUACAGAUGGCCCUUUUCAAUUUACCAACACGAAAACACCUAAUUGGCAUUUGAACGGGAGUCUGUCCUUGAAGGUCAUACAGCAGGGUGCUUUAAUGUGCACUAAAUGGCAAAACAAACUACUUAAAAGUGAGCAUCAAAGCCAAAAACCUUACCACUGACCCCUCUCUUAUUUCUCAUGGCUUGACCCUAAAUGUGUCCUCUGUAAUUUAUAGCCAUGGAUCCUCUCUAGUGUAAACCAAAAAUUCU
Ictalurus punctatus (channel catfish) is the source of this 3898-nucleotide messenger RNA. RefSeq lists its product as uncharacterized. NCBI's taxonomy places the organism in Eukaryota, Metazoa, Chordata, Actinopteri, Siluriformes, Ictaluridae. The record is from RefSeq and is a predicted model, not a curated record. The transcript is spliced from 4 exons. Bases 452 to 1144 code for a protein of 230 amino acids.